AAGUAAACCAAAAUAAAGGGGAAGGUGCUUCGCCUCACUGCAGAAGCCCCAGCUGUUUGUUAAAGCGUGACAUCUUUUACUGUGUCUUUAUUGUUCCUCGGCAGGAUGUCUUUCCCCUCCUCUUUCGGUACGCAGCUUUCAGCCAUCAUGGAUGUGUUAGCGAAAGCUGCGGUCGCCGAAAUAACGAAGCUGAUGGAGGAGGGGAGCGUGGUUCUGCGGCUGGAGAUGUGUCGGAGGGAUACUGAGAUUCAGGAGCUCAAAAGAAGUUUGAAGCUGAUGGAGGUUGAGCACUACAAAGCUCAAGAAGAAGUCACAACCAGAGCUACAGAGGACAAACUGCACCAAACAGCAGCCGGGAAUCAGGUCCCCCGAAAAGAAGAGAAAGAAGAUCAGCAAACAUGUGCAGUGUAUCUGGAACCCCAGUCUGCUCAUUCAGUGUGCGAGUCUGGACACGGAACAGAGGAGCGCCAGGACAUGAGGCCAGCGGUGAAACACGAGCCCGCUGAUGAACCUGCUGCCCAGGAAACAACGGGCAACACUGUCGCAGCAGUCAUUUGCUUUGAGGCGGGAGAGCGAGACGACAUGAUCUGGCCUCCGCCUGCUUGCAGCAUGUUUGAGAAAAACUCUGUUGCGAUGCAGCCGAACAUUCAGAUGUUCUCCUCUCACACUGAGCAAUAUGCUGCCCAUAGAAACACAGAAGGUUCCUAUAACUCUUCAUCCUCCGCAGUAGAGGACAUUGCUGAUGAUUCUUUAAGUGUGCCCAUAAAAGUAGAGGUAGAGAUUCGACCCACGUGCAUGGAAAGUUCCACUUCACAGUUCGGACGUGCUUCACACGCUGCAGUCAGUCAUGAUCCGUGUUCGCAACAGGCCGGGCCGUCACUAGCCCCGCCUCAUGCACAGAGGUCCACGUCAUGCACGUCAGGAUCAAACGCAGAAGGUCACACCCUCAAUAGGAACAACCUGAGAGCAAAACGGUUCAUGAAUGUUUGGAGAGCAAAUCAAAAACUGUUCAUCUGCUCGGUCUGCAACAGGGGUUUCCCUCGCAUGUCUCAGCUAGAAGAGCACAUGGCCUCCCACCAGCCCUUCAAACCUUUCCGGUGCCUCGAAUGCGGGAAAUCGUUCACCCAGAAGACCCGACUGAAGACGCACCAAAGCGUUCACACGGGGGAGAGGCCAUAUAGCUGCAAAAUCUGCGGCAAGAUGUUUUCGAGGCAGGACAACUGCCUGAGACACGAGCGCUUCCACAGCGGGCUGAGGCCGUACAGCUGUGGACAGUGUGGUAAGAGCUUCACUGUGCUGGGUAACCUGAAAAUACAUCAGGAGAUUCACCUGCAGGGAAGAUAGCGCUCGGAAGAAGCGUUGCACAAUGUACUGUGACAGUUUUAACGCAGGGUGCAAGGCGUGGACGUUGGCAGAGAUCCAAAGAUGGAAUGAGGCAAUAUUCGAUAGUUCUAUUUAUGAACAAGUGUUCUGCAUAUGUUAGAAAUGCAGACUCAUCAUUUCAACUAAACCCCAUACAUACUAUUUGAAGCGAGUCCUGCGGUGUAAAGGGCUUCUUGGUGCAGUUUUUGAGAAUGGAAUAGAUUUACAUCUGUGUAAAGAUGGGUUGCACAAACAAGGAUUCGUUUAAUCUAAGAUUAGUGGCAGUCAGUUUAGCAGAACGAGGUUUUAAAAUGAGGAAAUCCAGAUUUCCAGAUCCUCAUUUUGUAAAAGUGUAUUGAUGCAAACUAAAAUUAAGUAGAUUUGCAUCAAUAUGGAGCUGUUUGUUCAUUAAAAUAAGAUUAAAAAACCCACCAGAACGACACCUCACUGCCAAAGUGAGUUAGUUAACCCGACAUCAACAUUACUCAUGUAAAACUGAAUUCAUGGAGCAAUAUGACCAAAAAAUAGAAGAUAAUUACAACAGAGAGAGAAAGCACUCGAGCGGUUUUAAAUGUUAAACCUCCUCGAGUGUAAGUUUUAAAGUUAAUACUAGAUCACAUCUUGAAUUGGAGUUUAAAGUUUUUGGUGCAACAGAAUUAUAUUUAAUCUGUUUGGAGUAAAAACUAGAGAAGUAUACAUCUACUCUUUCUUCAUUUUGAACUGGUUUUAUAGUUUGGUGCAACAUGAUUUAAAGUUGAAGUAUGAUUUUAAUCAGGUUUUGCAACACGACCUUAGAAACUCCGUUUUCCUCUCGUCUCUGUGAUCUUACAUAAAAAUGAUUCGAAUGAGUUCCUUGCAAUUUUAGAAAAGGAGAGCAUCAGAUCAGAUCUUCACUUCAGGUUUAAGAAUCUGUUUCGAGCUUUUGAUCGGUGCGUGUUUGAUCUUUCCAGUUUUCUCAUGAUCUUGUACUCGCAGGUAUUUCAGUGCCUUGGAAAUGUUCUGGUGUCCUCGCUUCCUAAAGCUCCUUUAUCCCUGAACCUUCCUACAUACAGACAGCAUUUAACCUAAAAUGACCUUUCACACUUUGAUUACGCACACAAGUGGUGUACAGUACAUUUAUUAUGUGGCCUCUGAACAGUUUGGCGCACCAGUGAUGAUUUAGGUGUGUCAUAGUAAAGGGAGUGAGCGUGAAUGCCUAUGCAAUAAUUUCUAUAUAUAUAAGUCCAGAAAAGUCCUUGAGAUGUGGAAACCCUGAUAUAAUUUGAAUGUGUAUAUUACUUGUACUUAAAAAAAUACUUUAAAAUAAGUAUAAAUAUGAGUAUAUGUAUUAUAUGCCUGCUUUUUUCCCCCCACAAACAUGUUGAAUUAUGUUUAUACUGUAAAUGUAUAUAUUAU
This is a messenger RNA of Cottoperca gobio, 2757 nucleotides long. RefSeq names its product zinc finger protein 568-like. Gene Ontology annotation, cellular component: nucleus. Bases 106 to 1344 code for a protein of 412 amino acids. The record is from RefSeq and is a predicted model, not a curated record. The transcript has 2 exons. NCBI's taxonomy places the organism in Eukaryota, Metazoa, Chordata, Actinopteri, Perciformes, Bovichtidae. Gene Ontology annotation, biological process: regulation of gene expression.